Molecule: messenger RNA, 1893 nt
Organism: Phanerochaete carnosa HHB-10118-sp
Lineage: Eukaryota; Fungi; Basidiomycota; Agaricomycetes; Polyporales; Phanerochaetaceae
Exons: 8
Coding region: 541-1686 (381 amino acids)
Biological process (GO): cellular response to oxidative stress; hydrogen peroxide catabolic process; response to reactive oxygen species
Molecular function (GO): heme binding; peroxidase activity
Source: RefSeq, a predicted model, not a curated record
AAUAUGCAGACGGUCACCAGCAACCAUGACAGUACGCCGAACAGCCCCUGCCUCGCCCACUGUGCCUUUUUGGGUCGCUAGUCGGCAUGUGGUACUGUGUCCCGGCACCCACGGGACAGGCACCGUCCUCAGCAACAACAUCUGUCAGAAUCAAUUUCCACAGCCUCGGUAACCGAACGUACACGCCCCGUCCACUGGGAAUCGUUUACCGAGCGCGCUCCGGAGGUGGAUCAAUGAGUCCGUACAUGCACUGUGCCUAGAAGGUCCAUUCCGUCGGGCUCGAUACACUGCUCACAAGUGCGCCUCCCCACCCACGGUCUUGGGAGCAUGCAAUAGCCGGAAAUCUCUAGUGUCGAGUCCAUGACCGGACCAGUAUGUCUACAUUUUCAAAUAUGUCGCUGGUUUACAGGUAUAAAUGCUGGUCGAAGGGGCCUGUCUACCUCAAGGCAUCGAGUUUCAGCUCAUCUACUUCUCUCAGAGCUCUUACUCCUCAUCGCAGACACCCCUUGACGUUCUCUGCCUCCACCUCGCCGACUUCCAAUGGCUUUCCGAUCGCUCCUUGCCCUUGUGGCUCUCGCCGCUGUUUCCAACGCUGCACCGACCACGGUGUGCCCCGACGGCACCCAUGUCAGCAACGCAGCUUGCUGCCCCUUCAUUCCGCUUAUCGACGACCUGCAGAACACCCUGUUCCAGGGCGAAUGCGGUGAAGACGCGCACGAGGCUAUCCGACUGACUUUCCACGACGCCAUUGCUAUCUCUCAGAGCCAGGGCCCGAAAGCUGGCGGAGGUGCCGAUGGCUCCAUGCUCAUCUUCCCCACCGUCGAACCAGGCUUCCACGCCAACGCCGGUAUCAGCGACAGCGUUAAUAACCUCAUUCCCUUCCUUUCUACGCACAAUGUCAGUGCCGGUGACCUCGUCCAGUUUGCCGGCGCCGUUGCGCUGAGUAACUGCCCCGGUGCCCCCCGCGUUCAGUUCCUCGCCGGUCGCCCGAACGCGACUGCCCCCGCCGUCGACGGCCUGAUCCCCGAGCCUCAGGACGGCGUCAGCCAGAUUCUCGAGCGGUUCGCCGACGCGGGCAACUUCAGUCCCUUUGAGGUUAUCGCGCUCCUGGCCUCACACUCCAUCGCACGCGCUGACAAGGUUGACACGUCCAUCGACGCCGCACCCUUCGACUCCACCCCAUUCGUAUUCGACACCCAGGUCUACCUCGAGGUCUUGCUCAAGGGUGUGGGCUUCCCCGGAAACGGCAGCCAAGUCGGUGAGGUCCCGUCCCCGCUUCCCGCGCACAGCGGCAACGACACCGGCGAGAUGCGUCUCCAGUCCGACUUUGCGCUCGCACGCGACCCGCGCACGGCCUGCUUCUGGCAGGGCUUCGUGAACGAGCAGGACUUCAUGGUGUCGAGCUUCCAGGCCGCGUUUGCCAAGCUCGCCGUCCUCGGCCACAACCCCAGCAAACUGAUCGACUGCUCCGAGGUCGUGCCCACCCCGAAGCCGGCCGUCAACAAGCCCGCCACCUUCCCCGCCACCACCGGCCCGCAGGACCUGCAGCUUUCGUGCCCCACCCAGAAGUUCCCGACCUUGUCUGUCGAUCCCGGUGCACAGGAGACCCUUAUCCCUCACUGCCCUGACGGUGGCCAGGACUGCCCCUCGGUCCAGUUCAGCGGCCCUGCGCCUGAUAUCCCUUAAGUCACAGCUGACUUUCUCAGUGUGCUCUAGUCUGAUAUGUAUGAGAUCUCUUCCUAUUUAUUUACCUAUCUUGGGCUGCCACUAGUAGCAGUAUAUACUCCUCAGACUCUGGCUUGUACUAUCGCAGACCUCGCCAUCGCUUGGGCGACUUGGCGUCUAAUAUAUCGUCUGUUUAUUGGUAUACCGUCGAUGGCACAAUUUCGGCAA